UAACAAACAAAUCCACCUCCACCUCCACCUCCACCUCCACCUCCAAGCUCUUUAUCCAACUGCAAACAUUUCAUCCACACUUGGAGAAGAUGAAGCAUCCAUCUUUUGCUCUUCUUUUAGCAAUUUUAAUCCACCAGCAGUGUUUUAUUACGCCAAUCCAUGUUUCAGCAGCAGGUGAUAAUUUCAUCAGAGUGAGGGGAGUGCAUUUUCUUCUCAACGGCAGCCCUUACUAUGCAAACGGCUUCAAUGGCUACUGGCUCAUGUACGUGGCUUCCGACCUGUCUCAGAGGCACAAAGUCUCUUCUGUUUUCAGUGAAGCAACUAGCCACGGGCUCACCGUGGCUCGAACUUGGGCUUUCAGUGAUGGAGGUUACAGGCCUCUUCAGCUCUCCCCUGGCUCAUACAAUGAGCAAAUGUUUAAGGGGUUGGAUUUUGUUAUAGCUGAGGCCAGAAGAUAUGGGAUUAAGCUGAUAUUAAGCUUGGUGAACAACUAUGAGAGCUUUGGAGGAAGAAAGCAGUAUGUGAAUUGGGCAAGAAGUAAAGGGCAGUACCUCGCAUCUGAUGACGAUUUCUUCAGGAACCCGGUUGUGAAGGGUUACUACAAGAACCAUGUAACCACUGUUCUUAACAGAUAUAACAGCUACACUGGAGUUCAUUACAAAGAUGACCCAACAAUUUUGGCCUGGGAACUUAUUAAUGAACCUAGAUGCACAUCAGAUCCUUCAGGAAGGACUAUUCAGGCAUGGAUAAUGGAAAUGGCUUCACACGUGAAGUCAAUAGACAGAAACCACUUACUGGAAGCUGGUCUAGAGGGAUUUUAUGGACAAGCAAUACCACAUAGGAUGAGUCUCAAUCCUCCCUUCAAUAUCGGAACAGACUUUAUCGCGAAUAAUCGGAUUCCUGGCAUUGAUUUUGCAACAGUUCACUCGUAUCCUGAUCAAUGGUUGUCUAGCUCAAAUGAUCAAACUCAGCUCACUUUCUUGAACAACUGGCUCAACACCCACAUCCAAGAUGCGCAGAACAUUCUCCGAAAGCCAAUAUUCAUCGCAGAGUUUGGGAAAUCUUGGAAAGAUCCUGGUUUGAGCACCUACCAAAGAGACCUGCUCUUCAACACGGUGUACUCCAAGAUAUACUUUUCGGCAAAAAGAGGAGGAGCAGCUGCCGGGGGACUAUUCUGGCAGCUCCUCACCGAAGGCAUGGACUCUUUCCGUGAUGGAUACGACAUAGUUCUGAGUCAGAAUCCCUCAACAGAAAAUGUGAUUGCUCAACAGUCUCACAAGCUCAACCAGAUUCGGAAGAUUUUUGCGCGGAGAAGAAAUGCUUGGAUGUGGAGGAGGGCAAGGGCCAUUAGAAGGGCUGAAUGGUUGGGUAAACACAAAGGCAAACCUAUUGGAAAUUGAUCAAAUGCAUUACCCUUGUGAGGUUUGCUGUUUAGGGUUUCCUCUCUUAGAGAUGAUUCGGAUGAAACGUUUUUUGUCCAGGAAGGAAACUUGUGUUACACGUAUAGUAGACUGCGCUUUUCUUUGCCCUACAUGUCUCGAACUCGAUGUCUCGUACUUAUGUUGUCAAAGUGUGGAGUGAGUUUUUCAGGAAGUUUUCUGGUUUGUAGAAAACCAGAUAGCUUCGGGAGUGAAACAUGUUUAAACCUCUUAAGGCAUGUAACAUAUUGCUUCGGGGUAUUAUUAAUCUACUCAUAUUAUAAUA
Messenger RNA from Malus domestica (apple), 1704 nucleotides. Its product is annotated as mannan endo-1,4-beta-mannosidase 7. Gene Ontology annotation, biological process: carbohydrate metabolic process. The record is from RefSeq and is a predicted model, not a curated record. Gene Ontology annotation, molecular function: mannan endo-1,4-beta-mannosidase activity. NCBI's taxonomy places the organism in Eukaryota, Viridiplantae, Streptophyta, Magnoliopsida, Rosales, Rosaceae.